Molecule: messenger RNA, 1159 nt
Organism: Aspergillus costaricaensis CBS 115574
Lineage: Eukaryota; Fungi; Ascomycota; Eurotiomycetes; Eurotiales; Aspergillaceae
Product: arylformamidase
Exons: 3
Coding region: 185-1159 (324 amino acids)
Molecular function (GO): arylformamidase activity
Source: RefSeq, a predicted model, not a curated record
GGGUUAACACUAACAAUGACCUUAUCUACGGAGUUACAUCCGCAGAUUCCCAAGCCAACUAACUAGUAACGCUAUCACUGACCCCUCACUAACCAGCCCAGCACUUCUACAUUAACCAAGCAAGCAUCUCUCAUCCACAGACAAUAGCACCUCAAAUCAUAUCAUACAGUAAACAACAUCAACAAUGGGCCAAACACACCCCUCCUCCAAACCCACAACACCUUCUCCCUCCAUCGAAACCCUCCCCUACGGCACCGAUCACAGCCUCCAAACCGUCACAGUGGCCACACUCAACAACGACAACAAUGAAGGCUACUGGGUGAUUCUAAUUCACGGCGGCGCCUGGCGCGACCCAACCCAAACCGCCACAAACUACCUAACCCCCGCCCUCAGCACCCUCACCACCAAUCCCUCAUACACCAACACCAACACCUCCCACCUCAAAGGCAUCGCCUCAAUCUCCUACCGUCUCAGCCCGCACCCAUCACACCCUCAAGACCCUCAAACCACCGAGCCCACACACCUCCGCGCCGCAAAGCACCCAGAUCACAUCUCCGAUGUCCAAUCCGCGCUGUCCUUCCUGCAAGAGAAAUACAACAUCGGGAGGAAUUACAUCCUAGUAGGACAUAGUUGCGGUGCUACGCUGGCGUUUCAGUCUGUGAUGGGGAGGUUUAGGGACUUGUUGAACGGGGAGGUCAUGCCUCCGGUUGGGAUUGUGGGGAUGGCGGGGAUUUAUGACCUUCGGUUGUUGAGGAAUACGCAUCGGAGUGUCAGUGCGUAUCAGGAGUUUAGUGAGGGGGCGUUUGGGGCUGAUGAGGCGGUUUGGGAUGAGGUGUCGCCUGCUUUGGGGAGGGGAGAGGAGGGGGUAUGUGGUGGGUGGAGUGGGAUUGGGGAUGGGGAUCGGUUGGUGGCGGUGUUGGCGUAUUCUGAGGGUGAUAGUCUGGUGGAUCCGGGGCAGAGGGAGGUGAUGAGGAAGGCUUUGGAGGAGGAGUGGGUGGGUGGUGGGAGUGGGAGAGAGGAGAGGGUGGUGGAGAUGUUGGAUAUUGAGGGGGAUCAUAAUGAUGCGUGGGAGAAGGGAGAGGAUUUGGCGAGGGCGAUUGUGUUUGCGAUUGAGAAGGUCAGGGUUCAUUAUGUCCCCUCUGUCUCUGUUCCUGACUGA